CACUCUUGCUGUCAUUGUGGAGCAAAGGUGAAAAAAUGAGUUUUGCAAUGAUACUCCAAGGCAACAAAGAGACCAGACACGCAGAUUUAAUGUAAAUCCGGAACAAUACCAGAGCACAAAACGGAGCCAAAGAGCUUGCUGUAAGGUUACUGGAGCUAUACAGUUGAUUCCAAUGGACAAUGCCAAGAAAUCUUUUGAUGUGUUUUCAACCUCCCUGUCAAAAUGCAUAUCAGCCUGUGGUUCUAUGACUCAGCAGCUCUUACCACGUUGGACUCCGCAGGCCAGACCCUUCCGGGUCACCGACUCUGAUCGCUCGAUUAAGAAAGGCAUCAUGGCAGGUGACCUAAGAGACCUACGGAACAAGGUGAUGGACGUUUUUCACAUUAAUUGUGUCAGUGCUGUGGUGUUGGAUGAGGAUGGAACUGGAGUGGAUACAGAGGAGUUUUUUCAGACCUUAAAGGACAACACUGUCCUCAUGGUCUUAGGGAAAGGACAGAAGUGGGCCCCACAGCAGAGACACCUUCCGGGUCAGAUGAAAGUACAAAGGAGACAUAUGACCAAGAGUGAUCCUGGAUGCGGCUGGAAACAGCCAAGGAAGGAUGUAGCCAAAGUGACAUUUGAUCUUUACAAAAACCAUCCACAGGAUUUUAUUGGCUGCUUAAAUAUACAGGCAACCUUAUAUGGAAUGUACUCUGUUUCAUAUGAUUUGCAGUGCUAUAAGGCAAAAAGGAUGCUAAGGGAAGCCCUAAGAUGGACUCUGUUCAGUAUGCAGACCACUGGUCAUCUUUUAGUGGGUACUUCAUGUUAUAUUCAGCAUCUUAUCGAUGAGGAUGAGAAAAUGGACGCACUGGUAACGCCUGCAUGUGUCAUGAAGCAGUUACAACAUUAAAUGAUGGUGGCCUGUUUCACAGCUCGGGCAAAUUAAAAAGAGUGCACUACUUGUAUAUUUAUAUCUUACUAUUGUUUCUAAAAGCAUAUUUGUGAAUUAUUUACUUCUGUGUAAACAGUAACACAUACAGUUAAACUAUGCAUACAAUUUUAUACUUUACUAAUAAAUACUCUAUUUCUAUAAGUUCUUGAUUAAACAUGAUUGAUAUACUCAAAUUAGUUAACACGUAUAGUAUAAAUAAACAUGUUUAAUGUUAUCUCGUUAAUAUAAUUUGACUGUAAAUUGUAACUUCCAUCCUCACAAAAUGGUAAAUACAACUUUUACACAUACUCUAUUUUGUUUACUUUCCUUAAAAAAUGAAUAAAUGUAACAAUGUAACUAAACUACAAUAAAUGAAUAAAUAAAUAA
Molecule: messenger RNA, 1297 nt
Organism: Ctenopharyngodon idella (grass carp)
Lineage: Eukaryota; Metazoa; Chordata; Actinopteri; Cypriniformes; Xenocyprididae
Gene: cidec
Product: cell death inducing DFFA like effector c
Exons: 7
Coding region: 173-889 (238 amino acids)
Biological process (GO): apoptotic process; regulation of apoptotic process
Source: RefSeq, a predicted model, not a curated record